Spinacia oleracea (spinach) is the source of this 2242-nucleotide messenger RNA. RefSeq lists its product as uncharacterized. Lineage: Eukaryota; Viridiplantae; Streptophyta; Magnoliopsida; Caryophyllales; Amaranthaceae. The coding region runs from base 1138 to 1524 and encodes 128 amino acids. The record is from RefSeq and is a predicted model, not a curated record. The transcript has 2 exons.
UAGUUGUUGGACCGCGCGCUAGCGCGCGCGGUCCCCCAAGAUAUCGAAAUCAAAUGGCAAAACGAACUAAACAAAUAGAUAGAACAAUUAAUAUAACAAUAAGCUAUUAGUUGAGUUUCAAGAGUCCUAUUUGCAAAAGGCAUUAGUAAAGAACAUAUAUGUAGCAUAUAGCUACUUAUUCUUAUAGAAAUUCUCAAAACUAAAGAAAGUUUAUACACAACAAUUAGUUCGUGGUAUACUAAACAAAUGGAAAGGUUUACUGACGUUCCAAAAUGCUCUUCUGCUUCUUCAUGAACAAAUGUCUUGAGGCGCAAUUGCAGAACAAUGUUCCUAGAAAGAGUCGUCGCUAGGUUAAUUUUGAUUAGGAAGUAGAACGUGCCUAGUGUUUCGAGCACAUCUUUGAAGUCGUUUUGAUCAACCUGACAAUAGACAUGCUUCACCAGUUGGUAAGUAUAUCACAAAAUUAAAUUUUAGAAGUAAAUUGAAAGUAUAAGUUCGAGAAUAGGUUAGAGGGCAGAUCUUGUAUAUUCUAAAUAUUUUUUUAGAAUUUUUAGAGAACGUGUUAAAAAGGCAUUGUGUCGGUAUGCCAGUUCCAUCACAGAAUCGAAGUUCAAAGUAUCUUCCCUUUCUUAUGUCUUGUGUGGGUUGACAAGUUUUAAAGGUUCUUUUUAAUUGCUUGAGAAAUAAUUGUUUUUGGAUAAAUAAUAGCAUACUAAAAGCUCUUAUCCUAACUUAAACUGGUAUCCCUAUACCCCCCCCCCCCUAAUUUUUAGAUCAUAUCACAGUGAGAUGAGAUUAUACACUUCCUUAAUUUGUUCCCAAAGGAUUUUCAAUAUAUCUGUUUUCAGGGAUUCCAACGAAUAUAUACCAAACUAUAAUUUCAUUCCUUUCCAUCUCUCCCUCUCCUUCCCAAUCCCCUUAUCUUCUUCUCUAUUUGUAUUUUAUGGUUUGUGAAUUCUGAAAGGUUUCUUCAGAAUUGCCUAUGCGUUUUGGUUAUGUAUGCAUUGAGGUUGCGAGGAGUUAUUCAGGAUUAUUUUUGUGUCAACGGAAGUAUACUCUUGAUAUUAUUUCGGAAGCAGGUUUUGCGGCUUUACCAUUGAACAAAAUCAUCGUCUUGGCCUAGCUGAUGGGUCGUUAAUGAAGGAGCCUGAGGCUUACCGCCGGCUUGUAGGCCGCCUGGUCUAUUUAGUUGUGACUCUUCCGGACCUUGCUUAUUCGGUCUAUAUCUUAUCACAAUUCAUGCAGGAUCCUCGAGUUGACCAUUGGGAUGCAACAUUGAGAGUUGUUCGGUACUUGAAGGGUACACCAGGACAGGGUAUCCUAUUACGUGCUGACAGUAAUUUAACUUUGCAAGGAUGGUGCGACUCAGAUUGGGCAGUGUGUCCCAUCACUCGUCGUUCUUUAACAGAGGCAGAAUAUCGCUCCAUGGCCGCGAUUACAUGUGAAUUAAAAUGGUUAAAGGGAUUGUUGUUGAGUUUAGGAGUUCAUCAUCCUAAAGUUAUUCCAUUAUUUUGUGACAGUUAGUCCGCUUUGCACAUGGCUAAGAAUCCGAUUUUUCAUGAGCGCACAAAGCACAUUGAGGUUGAUUGUCAUUUUGUUCGUGAUUCUAUAGUAGAUGGUGUAAUUGAACCAUCUUAUGUAUCCACUUCCUCACAGCUCGCUGACAUGUUUACUAAAGCUCUUGGGAAGCAACAAUUUGAUUUUCUUUUUUCCAAGUUGGGCAUUUUUAAUCCCCACACAUGCUCCAACUUGAGGGAGGGUGUUACGAAAAUUAAAUGUUAUACCUAAUUAAUUAAGAAAGUAAUAAUGGUCUAGCUGUUAUGUAAGUUACAAAGUAUUAAAAGUAUUAAUGUUGUAGUUGUUACGUAAGUUAGAAAGUAUUAGGAAGGUUAGUGGGUUUAGGAAACUCUUUGAUUUUCUUAUCCUAGUUGUUUCGUACGCCCUGCUUGGAAAUUGUGGGUGUAUAAAUACUCUUGUUCAUCAAUAAUUUUGGGGGAAAGCUUUUCCCUUAUAUAAUAUUUAUCACUUAUGAAUCAGAAAACAGAAAAGAGAGAAAGUGAAAAAAAAAUGUGGAAAUUUGUUGCUUACAAGGUUUGAACCUUGGUUGAUUGAAGAAGUAUGAUAGAGCUUGCAAAGGGAAGGAAUGCAAAACAUUUCCUUAGGAAUAGUGAAUUUCAUGAAUUUGUGACUCAAAACACUAUUGAUAAGCAUAGUGUUGCAAAUGUGAGUAUUUUAAAGGUUA